GACGUAGGAGUGUCAACAUGCAAGAUGGCGGCCCAUCACCGGCAGAACACGGCAGGGCGGAGGAAAGUGCAGGUUUCCUAUGUUAUUCGAGAUGAAGUAGAGAAGUACAAUCGAAAUGGAGUCAAUGCCCUGCAGCUGGAUCCAGCACUGAACAGACUUUUCACGGCCGGUCGAGACUCCAUCAUAAGAAUAUGGAGUGUCAAUCAGCACAAGCAAGAUCCAUAUAUAGCAUCUAUGGAACACCAUACCGAUUGGGUAAACGACAUUGUGCUUUGUUGUAAUGGGAAAACAUUAAUAUCUGCUUCUUCUGACACAACAGUGAAAGUGUGGAAUGCACAUAAGGGAUUUUGCAUGUCAACACUAAGGACACAUAAGGAUUAUGUAAAGGCCUUAGCCUAUGCCAAGGAUAAAGAACUGGUAGCUUCAGCUGGGUUGGACAGACAGAUAUUCCUCUGGGAUGUGAAUACCUUAACAGCAUUGACUGCCUCAAACAACACUGUCACAAGUUUGCAUCGAGACAGUGGCUCGUAUUUUGAGAGUGCUUCUACCUACAGCGUUCUAGCCCCCAAGAGUAUGAUUGAACAACAAGGAGCUAGUUCCUCACUGCAGUCUAAAAAUGCCUCUUCUUUAAGUGGGAACAAAGAUUCCAUUUAUAGCCUGGCAAUGAAUCAACUGGGAACAAUCAUUGUAUCAGGGUCCACUGAGAAGGUUUUAAGGGUGUGGGAUCCAAGAACAUGUGCGAAACUAAUGAAGCUGAAAGGGCACACAGACAAUGUCAAAGCACUGCUGUUGAACAGGGAUGGUACACAGUGCCUUUCAGGCAGUUCUGAUGGGACAAUUCGCCUUUGGUCCCUUGGCCAACAGAGAUGUAUAGCGACGUACCGAGUCCAUGAUGAAGGCGUUUGGGCUUUGCAGGUCAAUGACGCCUUCACACAUGUGUAUUCCGGUGGAAGGGACAGGAAGAUUUACUGUACAGACCUAAGAAACCCUGACGUUCGGGUACUAAUUUGUGAAGAAAAGGCACCAGUUCUCAAGAUGGAGCUUGAUAGGUCAGCUGAUCCCCCUCCCGCAAUCUGGGUCGCGACGACUAAGUCUACAGUAAAUAAAUGGACCUUGAAGGGAAUUCAUAAUUUCAGAGCCUCCGGAGAUUAUGACAAUGACUGUACAAAUCCUAUAACACCACUUUGUACGCAGCCUGACCAGGUUAUUAAAGGGGGUGCUAGUAUUAUUCAGUGUCACAUUCUUAAUGAUAAGAGACAUAUAUUAACCAAAGAUACCAAUAAUAAUGUGGCAUAUUGGGAUGUAUUGAAGGCAUGUAAAGUUGAAGAUCUGGGCAAAGUGGAUUUUGAGGAUGAAAUUAAGAAAAGAUUUAAGAUGGUGUAUGUGCCAAAUUGGUUCUCAGUAGACUUAAAAACAGGGAUGUUGACUAUUACUUUGGAUGAGAGUGAUUGUUUUGCCGCUUGGGUUUCUGCAAAAGACGCUGGCUUCAGCAGCCCUGACGGGUCAGAUCCAAAACUGAACUUAGGAGGACUUUUACUGCAGGCACUCCUAGAAUAUUGGCCUAGAACACAUGUGAAUCCAAUGGAUGAAGAAGAAAAUGAAGUAAACCAUGUAAAUGGGGAGCAGGAGAACCGAGUGCAGAAGGGAAAUGGAUAUUUUCAAGUCCCCCCCCACACUCCUGUGAUCUUUGGUGAAGCUGGGGGACGCACGCUGUUCAGGCUGCUCUGCCGAGACUCCGGGGGUGAGACUGAGUCGAUGCUUCUUAAUGAGACAGUGCCACAAUGGGUCAUUGACAUCACUGUGGAUAAAAAUAUGCCCAAAUUCAACAAAAUUCCUUUCUACCUCCAACCUCACGCAUCUUCGGGAGCAAAAACCUUAAAAAAAGACAGACUCUCCGCCAGUGACAUGCUCCAAGUCCGGAAGGUAAUGGAACACGUUUACGAGAAAAUCAUCAACUUGGAUAAUGAGUCGCAAACCACUAGCUCUUCUAACAAUGAAAAGCCAGGAGAACAGGAAAAAGAGGAGGAUAUUGCUGUGUUGGCAGAGGAGAAAAUCGAACUUUUGUGCCAGGACCAGGUUUUGGAUCCAAACAUGGACCUCCGGACGGUGAAGCACUUCAUCUGGAAGAGCGGGGGCGACCUCACCCUCCAUUACCGCCAGAAGUCCACGUGAAGGGCGGGCAGGCGCUCCUGGGUAUGCAUUUCCUGACCUUCCUCCGUGGCCCCGAGAGUAGUCCUAGGAAGCCCGCUGGGCCCCAAUGGGAGCAAGACUUCUAGCGGCCGAUUUGGUAUGGACCGAGAUUCUCUUUCUGUUGAAGCGACUAAUCGAGAUGUAAUAUAGAAACCAGUCUCCAUGUGUAGAUUAAGCUGUCCCCAGGGAGGCAGAGAGCGAGAGCAGGACACCCCCCCCCCCCCCCCCCGAAGAGGACUGUGUCUUGCAAGAUGUACAGAGAACGGACGACAGGCCAGCACAGACUCGGCUUCCUCCUUUUGUUUCAAAGGACCUUACCUUUGUCUGUUAGCACUUGUUAGAGACACAUCGGUAGAGCCACCUCUGUCACUGUGUUUCAACUUCAAACCCACACGCUCUGUAGCUUUUCUAAGAGAGUACAUUCCAUCCACGCAGCACCUAUGAAGGCUUUUUCCAAGUUGGUCAUUAAAAACAAACACCACAAAUGUUCUCACACUUACGACAGUUAUUUUUAAUAGGAAUUUGCUGUUGUACAAUUCAGGAGCCAGCCCACCUCAAAAUAAAUUCUCCUUCCUGGGCUUGUUUUAA
Panthera uncia (snow leopard) is the source of this 2778-nucleotide messenger RNA. It is a transcript of the gene WDR48, whose product is annotated as WD repeat domain 48. Gene Ontology annotation, biological process: double-strand break repair via homologous recombination; protein deubiquitination. NCBI's taxonomy places the organism in Eukaryota, Metazoa, Chordata, Mammalia, Carnivora, Felidae. The coding region runs from base 25 to 2172 and encodes 715 amino acids. Gene Ontology annotation, molecular function: ubiquitin binding. The record is from RefSeq and is a predicted model, not a curated record. The transcript is spliced from 20 exons.